UUUGACUCCUAAUAAAAAAACAAUGUAAAGUCUAAAUCCGCACGGCGCUGGAGGCCGGAGCAGCCUCCCUUUGCAACGGAACGGGCCGGUCGUCGACUGUCUCGCGUUCCAUUUUCCACGGCAAAUCCAUACAUAAACCCUGCGGGUAGUCUCGUCGAUUCCACCAAACAUCCAGCCCUGCAAACUUGGUCGUGCCGGCGUGCGGCGUGCCCCCGAGGGCCGAGCUCCGACCUAGCUGCGGCGGCGCGAGGAAGAGGCAGGCUACAGCCGCCAUGGGCUCUUCCGAGGCGCCGCUGCUGCUCGCGCACCCGGGUGAGGGGAAGGAGGACCCGGGGGCGGACGUUGGAGAUCGGCGCCGCCUCCGCUGCUGCUGGUGGUGGCGGCGUUGCGGCGGCGCUUCGUCGGAAGGGUGGUGGGCGGAGGUGACGGCGGAGGCCGGGCGGCUGGCGGCGCUGGCGGCGCCCAUGAUCGCCGUGGCGCUGCUGCAGCUCAUGAUGCAGCUCAUCUCCACCAUCAUGGUCGGCCACCUCGGCGAGGUGCCCCUCGCCGGCGCCGCCAUCGCCAACUCGCUCACCAACGUCUCCGGAUUCAGCGUCCUCAUGGGACUGGCAUCCGGAUUGGAAACUAUCUGUGGGCAGGCCUUCGGGGCAGAACAGUAUCAUAAGGUAGCUUUAUAUACCUACAGGUCUAUAAUUGUACUCCUUAUUGCGAGUGUGCCCAUGGCCAUUACAUGGGUUUUCAUCCCAGACGUACUUCCUCUCAUAGGUCAAGAUCCACAAAUAGCGAGUGAGGCCGGGAGGUAUGCCUUGUGGCUUAUCCCUGGUUUAUUCGCCUUCAGUGUGGCUCAAUGCCUUUCAAAGUUCCUCCAAUCUCAGAGCCUGAUUUUUCCCAUGGUUCUGAGCUCCUUCACUACACUUGCUGUCUUUAUUCCUUUGUGCUGGUUCAUGGUUUACAAAGUUGGGAUGGGUAAUGCUGGAGCUGCUUUUGCAGUCAGCAUCUGUGACUGGGUUGAAGUCACGGUUCUUGGUCUUUACAUUAAGUUCUCACCUUCUUGUGAGAAAACUCGUGCUCCAUUCACGUGGGAAGCUUUUCGAGGGAUUGGCAAUUUCAUGCGGUUGGCAGUACCUUCGGCUCUUAUGAUUUGUCUUGAAUGGUGGUCAUAUGAGCUGCUUGUUCUGCUUUGUGGGGUCUUACCAAAUGCAGCACUUGAAACUUCCGUGCUCUCUAUAUGUAUCUCUACAGUAGUAUUGGUGUACAAUCUCCCAUAUGGCAUUGGAACAGCUGCAAGCGUGCGUGUGUCAAAUGAACUAGGUGCGGGGAACCCGGACGGCGCCCGCUUAGUAGUAGUUGUUGCCUUAUCCAUUAUAAUUUGCACGGCAGUUCUGUUGAGCAUAACUCUUCUAUCGUUUCGCCAUUUCGUCGGAAUUGCUUUCAGCAAUGAGGAGGAGGUUGUAAAUCAUGUCACCAGAAUGGUACCGUUGCUUUCAAUUUCAGUUCUUACUGACAACCUCCAAGGAGUCCUUUCAGGUAUUUCUAGAGGCUGUGGUUGGCAGCAUUUAGGCGCCUAUGUUAACUUGGGCGCGUUCUAUCUUAUUGGCAUUCCUGUGGGGCUUGUUGCCGGUUUUGCUUUGCAUCUAGGAGGAGCCGGGUUCUGGAUUGGCAUGAUAGCUGGUGGAGCCACACAGGUCACUCUCCUAUCAGUCAUCACUGCAAUGACAAACUGGCAGAAGAUGGCUGACAAAGCUAGGGAUAGAGUAUAUGAGGGAAGUCUUCCAACACAAGCAGAUUGAUUAUUAGGAACUUGAAGUCAUAUCCGACUAUAUACAAAUUUCGCUGCAUCCUAGUUCUUUGUUGAAAGAGCUGUCCAUACCACGGAUCUGGACAAAAACGUUACAAAAUCUCUCUCCCCAAAAUCUUUGUCCAAUGAAGGUCCUAAAAGACGUGCUUUUCUAUACCUAUACUCUAAACUAGUUAAUUUCAAUGACGAGAACCAUCUUAUAUUAGGUCUUUCCCAAUGCUCCGCAUUAGCUUAUGUCUUAGGGAUUAAAUGCACAAGUAGGAUGAAGUUUGAUUUGACAGUCAAGUUAAUGAGAGAGAAUGAGUAUAAUAACAUAUGCAUUGGGGCAAAGGUAUCCUUGAUAUAUGUUAUUAUAUUUUUUUUAUUGGUC
Molecule: messenger RNA, 2168 nt
Organism: Sorghum bicolor (sorghum)
Lineage: Eukaryota; Viridiplantae; Streptophyta; Magnoliopsida; Poales; Poaceae
Product: protein DETOXIFICATION 12
Exons: 7
Coding region: 273-1790 (505 amino acids)
Biological process (GO): xenobiotic detoxification by transmembrane export across the plasma membrane
Cellular component (GO): membrane
Molecular function (GO): xenobiotic transmembrane transporter activity; antiporter activity
Source: RefSeq, a predicted model, not a curated record